Molecule: messenger RNA, 1050 nt
Organism: Paramecium sonneborni
Lineage: Eukaryota; Ciliophora; Oligohymenophorea; Peniculida; Parameciidae
Source: the annotation of a GenBank genome assembly
AUUGUGAAAUAUGGAAUUAGUAAAGAGAGGGUUUUAAUUUUUGGUAUCGAUUCACAGUAAACUAAUUCACAAAUAUUAUCAACAUAUAUACAGAAAGAGAAAGUUAAAAACAUUUUUGAUGGGAGUAGGUAGAUAUAGAGAUGUAUAAAAAUAAAAGGAUGUUUAUACUUGUUAAGAAGAUUUUCAUAAUUAGGGAUGGCAUUGACACCUUCUAUAAGAAGAAAUCUAAUAGGUAGAUAUGGAGAAGAAUCUUGGGCAAUAGUUACAGGUGGAUCAGAUGGAAUUGGGAAAGAAUUUUGUAUUUAAUUAGCAAAAUAGAAAUUCAAUAUUGCUUUAGUAGGGAGAAAUUAAAAAAAAAUGGAUUAAGUUUGUUUAGAAUUGUAAAGUUUUGGAGUUUAGACAAAGUUUAUAGUAGCUGAUUUCAAUGAUGGAUAUACAGAAGAAUUUUAUAAUAAGAUCUAUUAAUAGGUUGAAUAUUUGGAUAUUUCAUUAUUAGUAAAUAAUGUUGGAGUAAGAGAAGCUGGAUAAUUUGAAUAAUAAAGAAUGGAAGAUUCAUUUAUGAUGUUAAGAGUGAAUGCAUUAUCAACACUUAUGAUGACUAGAGUUUUAAUAAAUAAAUUAUAAAAUAGAAAUAAGAAAUCUGCUGUAAUAACAAUAUCUUCUGGAUAAGCAUAUUUACCUAAUCCAUUUUUAAGUGUUUAUAGUGGAACUAAAGCAUUUACUAACUAUUUUACAUAAUCAUUAGCUUUAACAUCUAAAAAUAUUGAUUUUUUGAGUGUUACUCCUUUGAGUGUGAAUACAGAUAUGAUGAAUAAUAAAAAGGAAAGUUAUACAAUAGAAACUAAAGAAUUAGUUUAAAAUGUAAUAAAUGAUCUGAGAGAAGGAAAAACACAUAGUUUUGGAUGUUAUAAACAUAAAAGAAUCAUAAAUCAUUUAUUAUGGAGAAAUUAGAAAUAUAGGAAUAAUGCUAAAAUAAAAAUGGGUGUUGAUUUGAGAAACAUACAUCAAUAAUAAAAUAGAUUAGAAGAAGAAUAAUAAAAAUGAGAGAAU